AUGACACCAAGUUCUUUGUCCCCGCAUUACGCGGCUCAAUCUCCUUCAGGACGUAAACCUGACUUGGUAGCGAAGGAGGUGCUGGAAUGGUGGCAAACCAACGGAAAGCACCCGUUCAUCCAGCCCCACAUCUCGUCACCGAGUAAUGUGGGUGCGAACUCGCCAGAGAACUUACCACUAGGUGAUAAGGUCCAGCUCAUUCGACUACCAGUAGCUUCACCGUCAGCCGUUAAAGAGUUCAGUCAGGUUAGCAGUGAAGAGCCAGCACAUCUCACCACAGGUGACGGAAUUUUGAAAUCCGGGUUGAGUUUUAUUGAAGAGGUUAUACUGUGA
This is a messenger RNA of Phycomyces blakesleeanus NRRL 1555(-), 333 nucleotides long. RefSeq lists its product as hypothetical. The record is from RefSeq and is a predicted model, not a curated record. Lineage: Eukaryota; Fungi; Mucoromycota; Mucoromycetes; Mucorales; Phycomycetaceae. The transcript is spliced from 2 exons. The coding region runs from base 1 to 333 and encodes 110 amino acids.